Eublepharis macularius is the source of this 2915-nucleotide messenger RNA. It is a transcript of the gene TRMT10C, whose product is annotated as tRNA methyltransferase 10C, mitochondrial RNase P subunit. Gene Ontology annotation, molecular function: tRNA binding. Bases 108 to 1400 code for a protein of 430 amino acids. Gene Ontology annotation, cellular component: nucleus; nucleoplasm; mitochondrion. The record is from RefSeq and is a predicted model, not a curated record. Lineage: Eukaryota; Metazoa; Chordata; Lepidosauria; Squamata; Eublepharidae. Gene Ontology annotation, biological process: positive regulation of mitochondrial translation; mitochondrial tRNA 5'-end processing. The transcript is spliced from 2 exons.
UAAUAGGUCGACACACAUUCUUCCCCAUAGCCUAACGAGGACAGAGGAUGCUUGUUGCUGCAAGGAACCAUGGGAUGUUAUAACUGUUGGGCACCGCAUUACCAAAAAUGAACCUUUUCAACAAACUUCUAUUUAAUGUUGUUAGAAGCCCUGUCUUCUCUUUAGCUAUACAAGAUGGGAUAAAAAGAAAGUUAUUUUUCAUAAGUCCUUGCAAAGCAAUCACUUGCAGAACAUUUGCUUUGUCUUCUUGGCUGAAUAAGGAUUCCUCAUCAAGCAGUACUGAGAAAUUAGAUCUGGAUGAAUGGAAACAUGUUGUGCGAUCAGUUUCUCAAGAAGAAAUUGGUGAGAAAACUGCAGAGAAUGAUGUGGACUCCCAUUUAGCGGCUACUAGGGAUCUUGUGGAGAUGUGGAGGCUGUUGGGUAGAGCUGUUCCAGAAAAUAUCAGCGAAGAACAAUUAAAAAUCUUAAUGGAAAAUCCUACGAAGUCUUCUAAAAGGAAAUAUUUAAAGUUCUUGGCUAUAAAGGAAGGUAUAAAGAGAUCCCAGAAAGAAAAGCGUGAAAAACAAAAGCAAAUAAGGCAAGAACUAAAAACUAAUAAUGAAAAUUUUGAACUAAAGAAUACAUUUUUGAAGAGGUUUUGGUCCAGGUCGGAGGAUCUUAUAUUCGAGUGGAGAGCUGCUCAGUCUAUGAUCUUUGGUCAGCCUCUGGUGUUUGAUAUGGCCUAUGAGAACUAUAUGUCAUGUAGAGAAAUGGAAAAUGCAGUGAAACAGAUGAUGGAAUCUGAAGGGGUCAAUCGUAAAGCUGUGGACCCAUUUCACUUGUAUUAUUGUAAUCUCACAGUGGAUGGUCCUUACCACAAAGAGUUUAUCAAACGCUAUGGGGAAGCAUGGGAUAAGUUGUUUGUGACAGCAACAGAAAAGAGUCAUGUUGAAAUCUUCCCCCAAAAUCAGCUUGUCUAUUUAACUGCUGAUUCCCCUAAUGUAAUGAAAACAUUUGAGCAUGAUAAAAUCUAUAUAAUUGGAUCCCUAGUUGACAAGUCAAUACAGACAGGAGUCUCUCUUGCCCAAGCAAAACGACUGAAUUUGGCAACAGCACGGCUUCCUUUGGACAAAUACCUGCAGUGGGAAGUGGGUGCUAAAAACCUUACUCUAAACCAAAUGUUGCAAAUCUUAAUGGUCCUGAAAGAUACAGGGGAUUGGAUGAAAGCUUUGAAGUUUGUUCCACAAAGAAAAUAUUCUGGCUUUGUAAACCCUUCCUCUUUUUUAAAGUUUACACUUGACACUAGGAAGAAAACAAUGUUGUCUGGCAAAACAACUAGCCAAGAAAAGGCAAGCAACCAGUUUGCAAGGAACUCCUUCAGACAGCAAAUGCAGAGAAAAUGGUGGGAAGAUGUGUCUUAAUAUAUUUUCAUCAAGUGAUGGGCAAUGCAAGUUUUUAAUCGAGCAUGGAUGUGUUAAUGUACUUUUUAUUACUUAAAAAUGAUGAUGGAACAAAUCUAUCCCCAUGCUCAACUUGCAAAAUAAUUUGCUUACCCAGCUGAGCUUUUGAAAAAAUCCUAGGACUGUUUGCAGUUGCUCAGGACAGUUGCAUCCCCACAGUGUACAUUCUCCCAUCCAGGUUCAGCAACAGUCCUGCAUUGUGGUAGAGAUUAAGACUGUAUUUUUCUUGGCCUCCUAAUUCAAAUUAUAAAGUAAAAAGAAUUACAUUUCCCAUCAGCACUGGCAGGAAGUGAUAGCUGAGAAAAUUAAAAUUCUAAGAAUAGAGCCUAUCCUGUUCUAUCAAAGGUUUUGGUUACUCCUCCCCCACCAUAAAGUCAGUCAGUUUCUCAGGAAGUGCAGAUAGAAGUGCACCUGAAUUUUGAACUAUGCCCUGAUUUAAAGAGCUCUUAUCCUGACUUGAAGAUGGCUUGAGAAUUUUUGAAUUGAGAAUUUGCAUUAUAAAUCCCUACCCCCAUCUGAAAUAUAGCUACCAUUUCUUCACCCUAUUUAAAUCAACAGGACUUAUUUAAUCAUAUUCUUCAAUACACCUAUUAGCAUCACUAGUACUUAACUUUGGCUGGAUUGUGCCUGGUAUCAACAAAGAACUGAUUCUAGACUCUUAAUCAUGUCAAAAUAUGCCAGUUUAAGCGAAGACUUCCAUUGCUGAGAUACCUGACUCCUACUUAGGGGGAAAGGUUACAUAAAUAUUGUUUAAAAUGCAUAACUUUAAGUCUAGGCCAUAAAAGGGUUGUGCCUACAGCUGCAGCCUUCAUGGCUUGAAAAAGGUUCUGUAGAGUAUUACACUUGAAGUCUGUUAGAAGUCCUAAUCUUAGCAAUGUGGCAUGUGUCAUUUUUGGAGUACUUGUUAUAUCACAGGUGGAUAGCAACUGAUAGCUAUAUCACAGAUGUUACAGUGCUAGGGCCAGCUUUUGAGCAUUGGUACAAUAAAUUGUGGCUACUUUGUUGGUAAGAAACUUUAGAGAGUACAUUUUUUCUAGUAAAUUACAAGUAGACUGAUACAAUAUUUACAUUUAUGUAAUUCCUUUAAGAGGUGUCUUGAUAUUGAUAUAACUGAUGAAAAUAAAUUUUGAUUUGGUUAUUGUUUAUACUUUUGUUUUGGUUGUCUCCUUUGUAAGAAGUAGGAUAUGCUAUAUUUAUAAAGAUUUUACAAAUUAAUAGAACACAUUUUCAUUGUUCUGAUAUAGAUCAAUAGAAAAUUGUAACAUCUAACUAAAAAUGAAAAGUGAGUAUUUUUAUGAUGCAUGGAUGUAUAUAGUUAUGAAACAGGCUUUAAAAAAGGAAAAGCUAAAAAUCUGUUAAUGAUUUUGGGGCUUUACAAAAAUACUCUGAAUCCCAUGAUAAAAUCAUGAAUUAACUGGUUGUAAACAUUUUGGAUCUUCCCAAUGUCUGAAUAAAAUCAUUCUUAUUUACUGGUUA